Molecule: messenger RNA, 2137 nt
Organism: Rhincodon typus (whale shark)
Lineage: Eukaryota; Metazoa; Chordata; Chondrichthyes; Orectolobiformes; Rhincodontidae
Exons: 11
Coding region: 31-1983 (650 amino acids)
Biological process (GO): protein dephosphorylation; cilium assembly
Molecular function (GO): protein tyrosine/serine/threonine phosphatase activity
Source: RefSeq, a predicted model, not a curated record
CUGUUCCAGCCCUUCCUUCCUCACCCUGGCAUGACCCUGCAAAUCCCAAACCCACGCCCAUCCUAUUCCCAGACUCGAGAGCUUCUCAUUAAGGCAGUACCCCCACAUCUCAUCUGCUCGUUGGUGUGUGGGGGAAAGGAAUGUCGAUAUGAGGGACCUGGUGAAUGGACCCUACAACAGCAAGCAAUCCGGGGUGUGUUCUCAGCAUGGGUCACUGAUGAUAUCUUGGCAAUGGCAAGACCAUCCACACAGCUUAUUAAGAAGUUCAACAUCAUCAAACAGUUCAAAGGAUUAAAUAUUAAGUCAGUGAUAAACCUGCAAGUAUCUGGUGAGCAUGAUCAUUGUGGAGACCCUUUGGAAUUGAAGAGUGGAUUUUCAUACUUACCGGAGACCUUCAUGGAGAAUAAUAUAUACUUCUUUAACUUUGGAAUGGCAGAUUUUGGAGUCUCCUCGCUGGUUCGUGUGUUGGACGCAGUGAAGGUGACAUCGUUUGCCAUACAGGAGGGGAAGGUGGCUGUGCAUUGUCAUGCAGGGCUCGGAAGAACAGGAGUCCUGAUCGCCUGUUACCUGGUUUACGCCACACGGGUCAGUCCCAGUGAAGCCAUACACUUUGUCCGGAUCAAACGUCCUUGCUCCAUCCAGACCCGCACUCAGAUUAACUUAGUUUAUGACUUUGCCCAGUUUGUAGACUCUCACAGGACGAUAUUCACCGAUGUGAGUUUGCAUGCCCACCCUAUCACCUUGAAGCAGUACCUCUACCGCCAACAGCAUCUCCUGCAUGGAUAUGAGGCCCGGCAUCUCAAACACGUGCCCAAAAUAGUGGACUUCAUCUGCAAGAGGCUUCUGCAGGUAGCAUUUGACAAGGACGACUCCUCCAUGGUACAGCUGGAGGUACAAAGGGAAGUGAUUGACCGCACACUAACCCUGCACAUCAGAGAAACUAUCACUUCCUUCAUUAACUCACCAGAAUUUCUCUUAGCAAACCAGGAGCCAGAAGACCCUGACAAUUCACUGAGGCAUCCUACCUCUGCAGCUGGCUUAUUUGAUCAGGCUUCUUUGCCUGCUUGGGAUGCAAAGGCUCAACCCAGAAUGAUGCCAAGAUUAUUGCGGACUGUCAGCGAUUCCAAUCUAUCUGGAAUCAUCUGCACACAUCAAACACAGGGCACCUGUACACAGCAACCUUUGCCAGUGAGUCAACGUCGAGCUGCGGCUUUGGAACUUGUCUUCAGUGGGCCUACCAAUCCAGUGAAACGUUCUUUCAGCUAUGAGGGGAAGGAGAACUUUGUUAGAGACAGAAACACGGUGCAGACUGACCAUGUAGCAGGAUUCAAGCUAGCAAGGCAAGGGAACUCUUUACUGACCAACACCGGCCUUUUGCCUACAACCUCAACAAAGAGCAAUGUCCAUUGGAGCCAAUCAGUAAAAGAAUCAGGCAGAAAAAUGAAUAAACAUGGGCAUCUCCUGGAAGAGGUUGCCAGGGCAAUGUCAGAGCAUUCACCAAUGGACAACGACUUGUUGGUGAAAGUCCGUCUCUGGAAGAUGGAGCUAAAUGAGAACAAAGGGGCAUGGGGUCGCCUGACUGCAGAACAAGAUCCCAGGGUUCUCAGCAUGCUGAUGUGGAGCUGGCUGGAACACCUCAAGAAGCCAGUUCUGUGCUCAGAAGAUGUAGUGACACUGCUGUCUAAUCCCGCAGUUAAAGGGACUCUGUGGGAUCUGGAAAAGUGUCAGGAAGGAACAAUCAAUUGCAUCUUGGAUUGUAUCAGUAAAUUCACUGGCCUACCCUCUACAUUGGAAAAUUCCAUAAUUCACCGACUGAUCCUGGCACUGACUCAGAGCUGUGAAGAGGAUGUGUUGCAUUUCACUGCCUUGUUGCAGAAACUGAAAAUGAUCAUCAGAGAAAAACGCUCACAUUACAUCUUCAACAAGGGAGUGGCAAAAACAAAAAUGUUGAAGAUUUCCUUGCACAGGGAGGAGAGAAAAUGAAAAUAAAAAAUCUAGUUUAAGCCCCUGUAAAGUUUUUCAAGUACUGCCAAAUAUAAGGUGGUAUUUGGAGUGUAUGGUGGAAGGUAAGAGAAAGUGGGUAGAAAGUAGCUAGGGAUAGAUGGCUAUUGAACUGAGGCAGCUAACUUCCUGGGGU